AUGUCAGGGGAAACGCUUCAGCCUAAUGGGUGGGCAGCCCUGAGGCUUCCCAAUGACAACUUAAAGAUUCUGCAGAUUGUUCCCCAUACGACAAUCUCCCUCGGGAAAUACGGCUCCUUCCCGAGCAACCUGAUCAUCGAGCGACCGUUUAACCUGACAUACGAGGUGCAAGACCGGCUGGAGGGCGAGACGUUCUCACGGCUGCGGGUGGUGUCGGCGGCGGAACUCAACGCCGAUGCGCUGGCCGACACGACGGGGGACGUUGCGGCGGCGGCCGAGGCGGAGGCGGCCGAGAACGGGACCGGAUCCGACGACACGGGCGAGGACGAGGAGCUGACCCUCGUGGACCAGAGCAGCGGACAGGUCGUGGCGCGGUCGAAGCGCGAGCUGCUGCUGGACGAGUCGGCGCGGCAGAAGCUGACGCCCGCCGAGAUCGAGGAGCUCAAGCGCAAGGGCGCGUCGGCCGGGCAUGAUCUCAUCGCCAAGCUGCUCCUGUCGCACACGGCCAUCGAGCAGAAGACGGGCUACUCGCUGGCCAAGUACAAGCUGCUCAAGACCAAGAAGUACAUCCGUCGCUUCACCGUCCUGCCCCUCGACGUACCCCUCCUGGCCCACUGGAUGCUCGAGGACAGGGACGCCGCCAAGAUUCUGGAGAUGCGCCAGGAGUCCAUGGCCCUCGUGGGCUGCUGGUCAGACGUGCACUUUACCCCACCUCCCGCCAAGGGCGCCCAGGGCCCUCACGCGGGGAGGUGGCUCGUCGUCGAUGAUACGGCGGGACUACUUACGGCCUCGCUGGCCGAGCGUAUGGGCAUCCUUCACCCCAAACCGGAUCAGGACGACCAGGACGACCAGACAUCACAACUUGAAGACACGACGACGACGACGACGACGACGACGGCAGACGUUCCCCUGAGGCAACAGGAGCAGCAGCAGCAGCCGGGCGAAGAAGUCAAAGCUGUGACCGCCGCCAGGUCCAACAGCAAGCGUCGUAUCGACGACCUCGAGAUCCCGUACGCACCCAACAACAGCCUCACCAUCAUCCACCACAACUCGCAGCCCAACCUCUCCGUCCUGCGCUACUUCGACUUUGACCACUCCGACAUCAACCCGUCCCCGCCCUACCACCCGCUCUUCACCAACCUGACCAGCCUGUCGUGGCUGCAGCUGGUCGCGCCCGAGGAGGACCCCGCCUACGCCGACGCGCCCGCCGAGGUCGACGCCGAGACGCUCGCCUCGUGGAAGACGAACCAGCGGGGCAACUACCACCGCAAGCGCCGCCGCUGGGCUCGCACGAAGCACAUCGUCGACACGACGCUCGCGGGCGGCUUCUCGGGCCUGGCCGUCGCCAGCACCAUGGACCCCGUGUCCAUCCUGAGGCACACCCUCCCCCUCCUCGCUGGGGGCGCCCCCAUCGCCAUCUACUCUCAGACCGUCGAGCCUCUGUCCCAGCUGGCGGACUGCUUCAGCGUGGGCCGCCGUGCCGGCUGGGUUGCCAACCCCCCGCCCGAGACCGUCGGCCAGUCUACCGCCGAGCUGGAGCGCUGGGCCGGCAACGAGGAGUUCCCCAUAAACCCUACCUUGCUGCUGGGCGCGAGUGUCCAGACCAGCCGCGCCAGGCGCUGGCAGGUGCUCCCCCAACGUACGCACCCUCUCAUGACGGAGAGGGGUGGCGCUGAGGGCUACAUCUUUACGGGGUGGAGGGCUGUCCCUGUCGAGGGCAAGAUUGAGGCCAGGGGCAAGUUUAGGCGCAAGAGGGCUUAG
Molecule: messenger RNA, 1761 nt
Organism: Geosmithia morbida
Lineage: Eukaryota; Fungi; Ascomycota; Sordariomycetes; Hypocreales; Bionectriaceae
Product: tRNA (adenine58-N1)-methyltransferase non-catalytic subunit
Exons: 2
Coding region: 1-1761 (586 amino acids)
Biological process (GO): tRNA methylation
Cellular component (GO): tRNA (m1A) methyltransferase complex; nucleus
Source: RefSeq, a predicted model, not a curated record